GAAUGUUCUCCAUAUGCAGCUCACUUGUACGACGCCGAGGAUCCCUCCACCCCCGUGCGGACGAUACCAGGACUUUGCCAAGACUAUUGCCUGCAAGUGUGGCAAAAAUGCCGCUCCAUUUUUCGCUAUCUCUCUGCAGAUCAAGAGUUAAUUGCACUGGAGAACAACAUGGCAAAAUUCUGCCGUUACCUGUCCUUGGAGGACACAGACUACUGUUUUCCACACCUGCUAGCUAACCAGAACCUUAACCAAAACCUGGGGUUAGUCACCGCCGACGCGGAGGGCUGUCUCCAGCUCUGCCUCGUCGAGGUUGCCAAUGGGCUGCGCAAUCCCGUAGCGAUGGUGCACGCCAACGAUGGUACCCACAGGUUCUUCAUUGCGGAGCAGGUUGGCCUGGUGUGGACCUACCUCCCCAAUCGAUCCAGGCUCGAAAAGCCAUUUCUGAACAUCAGCGAGGCCGUACUUACCUCACCUUGGGAAGGAGACGAGAGAGGUUUUCUAGGUAUUGUCUUCCAUCCUAAAUUCAAAUUUAAUGGUAAAGUGUAUGUCUACUAUUCAGUUGAAGUUCGUUAUGAAGAGAGAAUCCGAAUCAGUGAGUUCAGAAUUUCUGCUGCUGACAUGAAUGCUUUGGACCAUGGUUCUGAAAGGGUAAUCCUGGAAAUAGAUGAACCCGCUUCCAACCAUAACGGAGGAGAGCUGCUCUUUGGAGAUGAUGGGUAUCUCUAUAUAUUUACUGGAGAUGGAGGCAUGGCUGGGGAUCCUUUUGGGACCUUUGGAAACGCCCAGAACAAAUCAACCCUGCUGGGCAAAGUGCUGCGGAUCGAUGUGAACAACAAUGACCGUGGGCCUCUGUACCGAAUCCCUCCCGACAACCCUUUCCUUAACGACCCUAAGGCUCGCCCCGAAAUCUAUGCAUAUGGAGUGAGGAAUAUGUGGCGCUGCUCUUUCGAUAGGGGCGAACCUCAAACCAAGGAAGGGAAAGGGCGGCUCUUCUGCGGAGACGUGGGGCAGAAUAAAUACGAAGAAAUUGAUAUCGUCGAGAAAGGGAAAAAUUACGGCUGGAGGGCAAGGGAAGGAUUCAGCUGCUAUGACAAAAAACUUUGCACCAAUUCUUCAAUGGAUGAUGUGCUUCCAAUUUAUGCCUAUCCACACAAAAUGGGGAAAUCCGUUACGGGAGGCUAUGUUUAUCGGGGUUGCGAGUCUCCAAACUUGAAUGGCCUGUACAUAUUUGGUGAUUUUAUGAGUGGACGCCUGAUGUCUUUGAAGGAGGAUCGUGCUACCAGAGAAUGGCAGUACAGUGAAAUCUGCAUGGGGACGGGACAAACGUGCAUGUUCCCUGGGCUCAUCAAUAACUAUUACCAAUACAUCAUCUCCUUUGCUGAAGAUGAAGCGGGAGAACUUUACUUCAUGUCUACCGGCAUACCGAGUGCCACAGCACCCCAUGGAGUGGUAUACAAAGUGGUGGACACCUCUAGGAGAGCACCACCAGGAAAAUGCCGAGUUGAGCCGUCGCCAGUGAAAGUAAAAAGCAAACUCAUCCAGUUUGUGCCAAAGGAGAAGCUUAUUGUGAAAACACCAACGCCACGUCCCCGGCUGAAGGCCACGGCUGAGGCCCCACGGGGAGGCAGACCAGAACCCGAAACCCCCCGCACGCCAGCU
Messenger RNA from Balearica regulorum gibbericeps (East African grey crowned-crane), 1659 nucleotides. Lineage: Eukaryota; Metazoa; Chordata; Aves; Gruiformes; Gruidae. The record is from RefSeq and is a predicted model, not a curated record.